AUGACGUACUUUUUCUUAGCGCGGGAAAGAAUGAUGUCGACAACUACAUAAGUAAACUACAGGGAAAAGGCGAGACACACACCCCACGAAAGCCAGUUUUGAGACGUCGUUUUCGCAUAGUUUGUCAUUUUAUGUGGCUAAUAUCCUUCGAAGUGAUAUGGAUACAGAACGGAGUACUGAAAUAUGUGGGAACGUCCCGGAUGUAACAUUGUCAACACCAAAGAGGAAGGACUUCUCUACAGCUAAGGGGGCUCAUAAAAGGACCCCAUACUCGGGASACAAAGUCCAUUCCAGCUUCAAAUCACCUGUCCAGACCUCCAGUACUGGCCCCGCCAAGCCUGAAGACGAGAUAGAGGAACUGAAGACGAGACGGGCAAAGUUAGACUCAGAGAUUACACUGUUGGAGAAAGAUGGGAUCAGAGUUGAUGAGUUGGAGCAGCACAUUGACUUGCUACAUGAGUACAACGACAUCAAAGACGUCGGACAGUCACUAGUAGGCAGGAUAGCUGCCCUGAGAGGAGUGACCACACGAGACCUGUACGGCCAAUUUGGGCUUGAGCUGGAUGACUGAGGGAGAGAGAGUGGGUGCCCAUCCUAUGCUCUGCCCCCUCCAGAACAAGGGGGGCUAAGUUGCAUUCUUCAACAGUCUUUUCUUUGGUGGGUGUUUGGCGCGGUAUGGCCUAAUCUACAUAGGUAUAACCAUGUGUGUAGGCAGCACACCGUACACAAUUGCCCUCUGGGCCAACAACAAAAGUGGAAAUUCAGAACAGUACAGAGUCUGUAGACAUUGUUGCACAUCGUUCUCUUCUACUAAACCCCCCCCCCCCCCAUUUUAUGGGUCUUGAGUGUUGACAAAGAACUAAGAGAAUGGAUGAAUCUUAACUUCAAACGGAAUCUACUUGCUCUCCUACAUUGCACUUUUAUAAGAAGGUAAUGCAUUUAUUUCCAUUAACUAUAGUAUUGGUGCAUACUCUGCUUCGGAAGUACAAGGGAAAACUGACUUUCAAACUAACGUCUGCUCUAUUUCCAAAUGUAGUGCUGGCAAGUUUUACCUCAAAUGUAUUAUUUGCAAAUUAAGUUCUGGCAAGGUCCAGUAAAAUACAACUAUUUGUGCAGUAUGUUUUGUUUUUGACUGCAAAUGAUGUCUUGAAUGCAUGUUCGGAGAUAAAGUGAAUUGUCYCGCCAGUGUCUUCAGA
This is a messenger RNA of Salvelinus sp. IW2-2015, 1196 nucleotides long. It is a transcript of the gene swi5, whose product is annotated as SWI5 homologous recombination repair protein. Gene Ontology annotation, cellular component: Swi5-Swi2 complex; Swi5-Sfr1 complex. NCBI's taxonomy places the organism in Eukaryota, Metazoa, Chordata, Actinopteri, Salmoniformes, Salmonidae. Gene Ontology annotation, biological process: double-strand break repair via homologous recombination. The record is from RefSeq and is a predicted model, not a curated record.